AUGGCGGUGCUGUCUUUGUUGCUUCUCCUGGCCACGCCCGUUUCUGCCAGGCUUAACUGCGAAGGGCUCGAAUUAGCCAGUGACCCUGAGAGAUGCGCUUGGGAGCAAGAAGUCAAGACUUGCAUGGGGACCAGCUGUCACGGCUAUUCUGGUGAGGCUUACCAGAUAUGCAGAAGGGACACAGGCAAAAUCCGCGACUGCUGCCAAAAGCACUACCAGAACGGGACAGCGCCGCCCGACAUGUGCAACACCGCUGCCAUGGUGGAGGGUGUGAAGGCUUGCGUACAUACUGAGUGCAAGGGCUGCUCUGGGGAGGCAUGCCAGCUGUGUCAGGAGGAUUCAGCUCACAUCGCCACCUGUUGCGCUCAGCACAACGUCAGCAAUCCUUCGCUCAUCUGCCGAUGUGCAGGCCUCCAGGGAGAUGCUCUGAAGACCUGUCAAUGGGACCAGGAAGCGACCGUGUGUCUCGAACGGAAAUGUGGCUGUGCUCACGCAAGUACUGGAUGGAUUAUCGGGGAUGUCUCCUUCACGUGCGAUCUUUGCGAAAUUUCCUUUUGGGUUCCCUGUUGCCAGGAGACCGAGCAAGAAGCGCCGCAGCCGUACCUUUGCAAGAACGCUUUCCAGCAAGCCAUCGACGACGUGGUGAGGUGCGUGAAAGGACGUUGUCGGGAUUGCGGGCCGGGUUGCAGCGAGUUCACACCAUGUGACGGCACAGAGAGGUAUGAGCAGUGCUGCAAAGAAAGCAUCUUCAUGUCUCAGUCUAACUUCAACACCACGAAGAUUUGCAAAGCCGCCCAGGCUCAGGGUAGCCGUGAGCACCGAGAGAUCCUGCCCUGA
Molecule: messenger RNA, 837 nt
Organism: Symbiodinium pilosum
Lineage: Eukaryota; Dinophyceae; Suessiales; Symbiodiniaceae
Source: the annotation of a GenBank genome assembly